Molecule: messenger RNA, 1613 nt
Organism: Phaedon cochleariae (mustard beetle)
Lineage: Eukaryota; Metazoa; Arthropoda; Insecta; Coleoptera; Chrysomelidae
Source: the annotation of a GenBank genome assembly
AGUUUUGAAGAUAAAAUUCAGCGUGAACCAUUAGGAAGUGAAAUAUAUUGAUAACAAAAUACGUAUAAAGACUUGUUGAUUAUACAAGAAGUUAAAAUUUGACAAAAGUUCCAAAUGUUUGAAGAAUUGAUUAUAGUUCAAAGUGUAAUUUGAAUUAGAAAAUAUCUAGUGAAAUAUUUUCCUUAAAACUUUGAGGAUGUCUGAAAUAGAAGAUAAAUUUGUUUUACCAAAGCGUUACGCCGAUUCAACAGAAAGUGUGUGGACGGAAUAUAUCCAGAUGGCAAUUGACCACAAACCCUUGAAUUUGGGGCAGGGAUUUCCAGAUUUCCCACCACCACAGUACAUUCUCGACACUCUGAGAGACAUUGCUAGUGGACCAAAUUACAUGCUCAACCAAUAUACAAGAGGGUUUGGUCACCCAAGGCUUGUAUCAGCACUUUCCAAACUCUAUUCGAAAUUGAUUGGAAGGGAAAUCAAUGAGCGUACAGAAAUUCUCACAACUUCAGGAGCAUACGAAGCUCUUUUUUCUACCAUCAUGGGACAUACAGACGAAGGAGACGAAGUUAUCAUAAUAGAACCGUUCUUUGAUUGCUAUGAACCCAUGGUGAAGUACGCUGGAGGAAUACCAAGGUUCAUACCGCUUAGACCAAAACCUGUAUCUGGAAGACUACCCACAACAUCUGACUGGGUCCUAGACAAAGACGAAUUAGAGAAUAUUUUCAAUGAAAAAACUAAAAUGAUCAUAGUGAAUAGCCCAAAUAACCCAUUAGGCAAAGUUUUCAAUGAAGACGAAUUAAACCACAUAGCAGACUUGUGCAAAAAAUGGAAUGUACUGUGCAUUUCUGACGAAGUCUACGAAUGGAUGGUCUAUGAACCUAACAAACAUAUCAGAAUGGCUACUCUACCAGGGAUGUGGGAAAGAACAAUAACGAUUGGAUCUGCUGGUAAAACAUUCAGUGUUACAGGGUGGAAAGUGGGAUGGGCUUAUGGCCCAGCUAACUUGAUGGUGAAUUUGCAAAUGAUCCACCAGAACAGCGUUUACACAGGCGUUACUCCUAUACAGGAAGCUGUGGCUAUUGCAUUUGAGAAAGAAACGGAACGACUAGGGACAGACGAAUGUUACUUUACGUCUCUACCCAAAGAACUAGAAGCUAAAAGGGAAUUUAUCACCAAGUUUCUAGUCGAUGUUGGUAUGAGACCAAUCAUCCCUGAAGGUGGAUACUUCAUCAUAGCUGAUUGGACACCCCUAGAAUCACGGGCAGAUCUUGACUCGGAGAAAGACGAAUACAAGGACUACCGAUUCACAAAAUGGAUGUCGAAAAAAGUUGGAUUACAGGGUAUUCCACCAUCAGCAUUCUACAGUGUUGCCCAUAAACAUUUAGGUGAAAACUUCGUCCGAUAUUGUUUCAUAAAGAAGGAUGAGGAACUUCAAAAAGCUGCAGACAUUUUGCAAAAAUGGAAAUCCAAUAUAAUAGAUUGAAUAUUCAGUAUGGCCAACCCCCUUACUUAUAUCUUUCGACCUACUGAGUAGGUAUUUCCUUUGCCCAAAGUGAUAAAUGAGAAGCAACUUAAUGAUGUAUAAUUAAUAUUGUUUCCAAAAUAAACAUGAUGAU